This is a messenger RNA of Hemiscyllium ocellatum (epaulette shark), 3282 nucleotides long. It is a transcript of the gene wdfy2, whose product is annotated as WD repeat and FYVE domain containing 2. The coding region runs from base 46 to 1248 and encodes 400 amino acids. The transcript is spliced from 12 exons. NCBI's taxonomy places the organism in Eukaryota, Metazoa, Chordata, Chondrichthyes, Orectolobiformes, Hemiscylliidae. The record is from RefSeq and is a predicted model, not a curated record. Gene Ontology annotation, molecular function: metal ion binding; protein binding.
GGCUUUGGGUGGUGGUGGCGGUGACGCAGGGGUUGGUCCAUCACCAUGGCGGCGGAGGGCAAGCCCAAGGCUCGCAUCCGGAGGCCGGUGCUGCUCAGCCGGAUCGAGGGCUCCCAGGACGUGGUGAACAUGGCCGCCAUCAUCCCCAAAGAGGAUGGAGUGAUCAGCGUCAGCGAGGACAGAACAAUUCGCGUAUGGAUUAAGAGGGACAGCGGUCAGUACUGGCCAAGCGUUUACCACUCAAUGCCAUCUGCAUGUUCAAGCAUGUCCUUCAAUCCAGAAACAAGGCGGCUUUCAGUAGGACUGGACAGUGGUACAGUCUCAGAGUUUAUUUUGUCAGAGGACUACAACAAAAUGACUUCUGCAAAGAGCUACCUCGCUCAUCAAAACCGAGUGACAAUGGUCCUAUUUAUUUUGGAGAUGGAAUGGGUGCUGAGCACAGGACAGGACAAAAGCUUCACGUGGCAUUGUUCAGAGAGUGGUCGAAGGUUAGGCACCCACAGAACCUCUGCUUGUGCCUCAUGUCUGCAAUUUGAUAUUGAAACACGACAUGCUUUUGUUGGAGAUUAUUCUGGGCAGGUGACUAUUUUGAAGCUUGAACAAGACAAUUGUUCUGUUGUUACAACAUUCAAAGGACACAGUGGCAGCAUCACUGCACUUUGUUGGGAUCCAGUUCAACGGACAUUAUUCUCGGGUAGCUCCGAUCAUUCCAUUAUAAUGUGGGAUAUAGGAGGAAGAAAGGGAACUGCUAUUGAACUACAAGGCCACAAUGACAAAGUUCAAUCCCUUUGUUAUGCACAUCAUACUCGGCAGCUGAUCUCUUGUGGUGCAGAUGGUGGGAUUGUUGUGUGGAACAUGGAUGUAAAGAGGCAAGAGACUCCUGAUUGGUUAGAUAGUGAUUCCUGCCAGAAAUGUGACCAGCCUUUCUUCUGGAACUUCAAACAAAUGUGGGACAGUAAGAAAAUUGGCUUGAGACAGCACCAUUGCAGAAAAUGUGGGAAAGCUCUGUGUGGGAAGUGCAGCUCAAAGCGAUCCUCCAUUCCAUUGAUGGGAUUUGAGUUUGAAGUAAGGGUCUGUGACAGCUGCUUUGAAUCAAUAACAGAUGAAGAUCGAGCACCGACAGCGACUUUCCAUGACAGUAAGCACCAUGUGGUUCAUAUGCAUUAUGAUGUAACCAGAGGCUGGCUUUUGACAUCCGGAAAUGACCGGGUUAUCAAGCUCUGGGAUAUGACUCCUGUGGUGUCAUGACAUGCUCUUGAUGAUCUUACAAAGGGAUUCUGUCAAACAGGCUAGUCUACACAUGGAGGAUCAGUCUGCAGUGGUCAUACAGUGUGAUCACAUCAAUGAGGAACAAAGGAAUUUUACAUUUUUUGAAGCAACCUUCCAAACCCUGAGCAGUUUAUGACUAGCCUAAAGUGCAAUGAUUCCAGAAAAAAACUUGGCUGUGAAAAAUGAAGUACGGUUUUCCAAAGGGUGGUUUGUGCAGUUGAGGUGUUUGUGUAAUUUUGCUGGAAUUUAUUUGAUGGUGUGAAACAACUUCUGUGAACUGUGUUUUCUUAAAUGCAGUGUUAAGUUCUGUUCAUGUUAUUUUUGUUUGUAUUUCAAUUUUAUUUGUAACUUACUUGUUAACCAAACUUCAUCCUUGAGGGCAAAUCCUGUUUUGGUCAUGUUAUUAACAAUAACUUUAUUGCUGUGCAGGUUUACAUAAAAUUAUUUCUCAUUAUGAACGGGAAAUAAUUUAUACUGAUAACUUGGAUCUUUUUUCCACAGCAGAAGAGAAAUCAUUUCUGAAAACAGAAUUGUGGUAAAGGAAGUGAUAAAGGUUAAAUUGUCUUGGACACUCAUUUUCUCUGUCUCAAACAGUGAAAAUUCCGUACUAAAAGCAUUCCAAGUUUUCUCCAGUGAUUUUAAAGUUAAUCCAACUUCCUACAGCUGCAGAAAUAGGUUCAGAAGACCAGUUCUUUUCUCUAACUUAAGGUGUAAAUGAUUAGUAAAUACAGGUAUAGCUCACAAGAUGUGGAAUGGAACUCUGGUCUGUCAGACGAAUAGUGGUUCCAAACAAAUUAACGCAACAUAUAGUCAGCAAUGUUAACUACAACUGACUCAAACCUUGUUUUCAAGACUGUUUUACCGAGAAUACGAUUUUGAUACUCAAAAAAAACUAAAAUGUUUUCCUUGCCUCCGGAUUUUAUAAUCCUUAUUAUUCCUUCCUUUUUUUAUCCCAUUGCCUCCUUUGAAAAAGGAAAGGCAAUAAUUGAGGAUCAGUGAGUGCUUUUUACAGCUAUGCUCCUUGUUUUCUGGGUUGAUGCAUUCUUUCUUUUGGCUUCUGCUUUUCUUUACAAUAUACUGAUGAAUUAACCUAACCCAUUCUAAUCAGAAUGCAUGCCGUCGUCUGGUGAUCUGGCUAAACCCACUCUGUUGAUGAGUGUUAUAGUCUUGUAAUACAUUUCAAUGAUCCAGCUAGACCUAUUCUGAUCAGUAAUGCAUGUACUGUAAUGACCAAUGUGGAAUUUGAAACUUCUGUUGUUAGUUAAAUGGGCUUGUUUUACUCCUUGUCUUUUCAAAUUACAGUACAUUUCUUACUUCAGAAAAUAUAGUGGAAAUUCUAACCACUUUCCUUAGUUUCUCAUUGACUUCUUUCACCUCAUUUCCAUGUUGUUGCAAUUCUUGGUGCUGACCCAGACACUGGCUGUCUCGGUUGUUUGUUGAUGUAGCAUGUGAGCCAAUGUAGGGGUUCUUGCCUCCAGUUCUGAGUCAUAGGCAUUUGAACACAUAUAAGCUGUGCAGCUGCUUGAUCCACACUGAAGCUGUUGACUCCAUUCCUAUUCCCUUCGUUUAUUCUUCAACUCUGCAUUUUGUUUUGGGUUCACUUUUUUUCUUUGAGUGGUGUAUUUUCAAGUGUAAAUGUGAUCAGCCAGUCUUGAUUGCAGAGAUCCUCAUCCACCACUGAGCUGACUCAGUGGACAUUUUGAAGAGCGAAAGACUCUCAUUACGUUAGUACCUUUUAUAUGCUCAACAUUCCACUGUGAUUCACAACUAAAUUAGUUACUGUUGUUACAUUGACACAAAUGGCAGAUGGAUUACACACGGUAUCAAUAGCAACUAUUUCACAAUGAUAGACCCUGUGUAAGGGACUGGAUAGCUCAGAUUGGCCUGGCCAUUGUUACUUAUUGUCAUUUUUGCCACUUAUAUUUUUUCAUCUUUAGAAGACAUCAUGUCCAUGCUUGUGAGUCUUCAUCAAUUAUGUACAAUGCACAUUAAAGCAAAACGGUUUUACUCAAA